AUGCACUGGCCUACCAUUGUCCUUGUUUUUUAUAUCCAUAUGAAUACAGUACUCACGACUGAUGUACUGUAUGAUCUCUCAAGUUCGCUGGUCAGCCUUCCUGGACUCUUAAGCCAGAACGAUGGAAGCAACUUGACAUCAGUCCUGCUGACCGAGCCGGGUGCGUUGGCGCUGAUGGCGAGACAGCAAUGCAAUCCCGGAUACCAUGCAUGUUCCAACGGCGGUUGCUGUGCAUCAGGUUACAAUUGCCAGCCGAGCGGCUGCUGCCAGGGCUCGCAAAUUCAAUGCGGGUCGAAUAAUUGUUAUAAUGCCGCGGCAGGAGAUGUUUGCUGCUCCAGUGGAAGGUCUUGCCCUCAAGGCUAUGAUUGUGUCAGUGGUGGAUGUUGUCCGUCUGGGACGUUACCUUGUGGUAAUAGCAAAUGCUACGAUCCUAACACGCAACACUGCUGUGAAGGAGGGGCUUGUCUGAAGCAGGAUAGUUGUUGCAAGGAGCAGUGUUGUCGAUCCAUCGCGUAUUGCGCUGUGGAUGGAUUCUGCUCCGCAUGUCCGGCGGCCACUGAUACAGUCACCAGAACGACUCGGCCCGUCGUUACAUCGACCAUAACCACUACGACCACGAAGGUCGUUGAGCCAGAAGAAGCACCAGAGUUCUCAUGCAUACCUGUCACUGUCACGAACAGUGCAGGCGCUGUUCUCGAGCUAGGCGAUGACUGUGCGCUCGAAUACACGGAUCCCGAACCAACAGAGAGCAGCAGCGACGCUGGGAAUGUAGCUACCAGCACCGCAAGCGCUGUUACUCCGGUACGGAGGGUUAAUAUCGAUGCGUACUUGAUACCUCGACAGACUGCUUGUACCCCAUACACCACUGUUACCUCAACUACGACAUCGACCAUACCGACAACGACACGAAGAACCACGACUGUGACAAAAACAGUCGAGGCGAGUGAGGAAGGAUUUUCGUGCCCGGCGAUGGCAGUGACAAACUCGGUGGGUGAUGAGUUGGCACUGAACGAGGAGUGUCAGUUUGAGUUUACGCCGGCCGAGCCGACUUCUUCUGAGCCAAGUGGGAAUUCAGCCUCUGCAUCGGGAGUCAGUUCGCCCUCGGGAAGUGGAACCAACGCAGGUGGUUCAGCAGCUGUGACAACCAGGGGCACAUCCAGGUUGAUGUGGCGGUACCUUUACAUUGGGGUUGUUGGAAUUUGGUUGUCUUUCCUUUGA
Molecule: messenger RNA, 1218 nt
Organism: Truncatella angustata
Lineage: Eukaryota; Fungi; Ascomycota; Sordariomycetes; Amphisphaeriales; Sporocadaceae
Exons: 2
Coding region: 1-1218 (405 amino acids)
Source: RefSeq, a predicted model, not a curated record